Molecule: messenger RNA, 1362 nt
Organism: Paramecium tetraurelia
Lineage: Eukaryota; Ciliophora; Oligohymenophorea; Peniculida; Parameciidae
Exons: 7
Cellular component (GO): U2-type prespliceosome; U2AF complex; commitment complex
Molecular function (GO): poly-pyrimidine tract binding; pre-mRNA 3'-splice site binding
Source: RefSeq, a predicted model, not a curated record
AUGGGUUCUGAAAAACACAAGAAGGAAAAGAAAGAGAAGAAGGAGAAGAAGGAAAAGAAAGAGAAAAAAGAAAAGAAAGAGAAGAAGGAAAAAAAGGAAAAGAAAGAAUCAGAUGCUGGCAAAAAGAGAUCAAGAAAUGUGAGCAAGGAGAAAGAUAAAAAGAGGGAGGAAUUUUAAAAACCUAAGGCACCAACUAAAGCAAAUGCAGAAUAAUCAAGGGGAUUUCGUUUCGAUUCUCCACCUAAGGAUCCAUUAUAGAACACUCCUUUUUCAAAUUUUAAGAGCAAACUAAUAGAUCAAGUGUCUUUGGGAGAGUUUGAGACCAUACUUCCUGCGAAUCCUCUUUAGAAUCCAUUGGCUUCAUUGGAAGCUCUUUAAGCAAUGACACCAUUAAUUUAGAUGCAAAGAUUACAAUAAUUGAGAGCUUAGGCAGAUGUAAAGGCUGAUAGAAAACUCUAUGUUGGAAAUUUGCCACCAAAUAGUCAACCAAAAGAGGUAGAAAUGGUUAUGGAUAUAUUAAAUUAGCUUUAAGAUUUCUUGAAUUAGACGUUAUUAAAGAUGGGAGUAAGUUCUGAACAUGCAGGUUCUAUUUGCAAUUGCUGGAUAGAUUCGAAUGGUUAGAUUUUGAGAUUAAUUUAUUUAGGACAUUUUGGUUUUAUUGAGUUCAGAUCUCCUGAAGAAGCAACACAAGGUUUUAUAUUGAAGGAUGUGAUUUUUAAAGGGCAUCAAUUGAAAAUUGGUAGACCAAAGUCAUUUUUGACUUCUUUAGCAGCUGUAAACUAAUAAAUGAUGAGUGAAUAAGCAUUUAAUCCUUUGAGUAGCAUGAAAGGAAAUGAUAAGGAUCCAUCUUCACUUAUUAGUUUCAGACCACUUAAGUUGAUGGCCAGAUAUGUGUAAAUACCUACUAAUAUUUUAGUUAUCAAAAAUGUCCUUACUCUUGAAGAUGUUACGAUAGAUGAAGAAUUUAAUGAUAUAAUGGAAGACAUAAGAGAAGAAUGCUCUAAAUUUGGAACUGUGAAAAAUGUGAUCAUUCCAAGACCUGAAUUUGGUAAAAUAAUUGUAGGAGUGGGCAAAAUCUUUGUGGAAUAUGAGAAGACCUAAGAAGCUAGAACUGCCAGAAGAUAUUUGGCAGGUAGAAUGUACGGUGAUAAAACUGUUGAAUGUGAAUAUCUAUCAAGGGAGAAGUGGGCGAAAAGAUAAUUUACAGAUCUUAAUGAAGAUAUCCUUAGGGAUAGAGAAGAACAAUAAAGAUUGGAUCAAUUGGAAUAAGAAAGAAUAAAAAAGUAAAUGCAAGAGGAAAUGCUUCAAGGGAAUUGAUUUAUAUAUACAGACAAAAAUGUUAAUAUUAAGUUUUAUAUAAAU